AUGUCCGAGGAAUCAAACAGAAGCAUAGAGGACCAACAACCUACCGUUUCCGGGGCUGUCGCUUUGUGUUUGGAAGAGUUUAAACUAUGCCUUGAUACUGCCGCAGCUCUGGGGCCAGAGGAGCUUUCCCUGAUUGAAGACCAGCUGGCAAGGUUCUCUGUCUGGACAGCUAAUAUGGCCGUCUUUGUCCCUGGAAGGGCAUCUAUGGACCAUUGUCUCAGGCAGGCACCUGAGGUCCUUGAUAUAGUCAUCGGCGUGUUGGACGCUUUGCGUAGCUGUAUUGAUACAAAUAGACGCACCAUUGAAGCGAUGCUUCGAGAUCUGGCAGAUAAAUCCGAGACUAGUGCUUCCGCGAACAGCCAAGGCCUAACCAAGCCUCUGGCAGCUUUGGCACAAGAAAUAACUCUGCUCUAUCAAUUGUCCAACCCAAUUCGCAAAGCAAGCAAGGAUUCACAGAACCUUAAAGCAGCAGAGGAUCAUCAAAUCAAGGAUGAUGAAGGGAAUGACGUGGGGCCUUUGCUACAACAGAUCUUUGCUAGAUUCAUCGCUGACCGAUUUCCUAAAAUCACCGACGGCCUUGCGGAGCGACUUUCUUCUGCAAUGCUACUUCGACGCAAAAGGAUUCUCUACCGGAGGUCCCACUAUGGAACGAGUCCGAUCCGGGUCAAGAAGGUAGCGCUGAGACCCGAGGUUCCAUUCCCGUCAGUGAUGAAGCUGGAGGGUCAGCCGCUGGAUAAAAUGGAACAUCAAGGGGCUAGCAUCGUUCCCAGCACCAUUCCGGCCCAAAGUGCGACAACAUCAGCGCCGGAAAACUAUGAGAAGGCUUCGACUUCCUCGAUAAUUUCCAUCAGCAACAGUGACUUCGUGGGCACGCUUGAAAACCUCGCGUUCCCUUCCGCGCCAACGGAUUCCAUCAGGAAGGUAUAUGCCAAGUUGAAGGAGCAGCGGAAACGAGAGCACGAAACACGUCUCAUGUCUGUUCCCGGCUACGCCCUCUAUCAGAAGCAUCAAGGGGAGCCUCCUCUGUCCGACUCUGAAAUUUCAGAACUCAAGCGCAAGAUCUCCGAAGCUGAAGAAACGCUGCGGGCCAAUCUGAAGGAGGAUUGGAAGAAGUCUACUGCUGCGGUAGCGGAGUUCAUCUGCCCUUUUUGUCUCCAUGUCUUACCGGGGCUCUACCUGACCGACCAGAGAAAGUGGAAUGAAAGGAAUCUCCAAGUCCUUGUAGACAGGGCUGCCGCCGUGACAGGCCCCACGAUAUUCAAGGAAUGCCCUUUUGGCGAUGUCCACCAUGAUGACACAAGCCUGGAUGAACAUAUUGAGGUGCACCUCAACAGUAUCGCUCUCAAGUCACUGCCCCUUUAUCACGAGGACGGGGGAUAUGGCUCCGACGGAGAGGACAAGGGCACUUUGGGGGCUUCUGGGCAAGGGUCGAGAUCAACAAUACAUGACGAUCCUGAAAUGGGUAGCACGCUGGCUUUUGACAGUCAGGAUGGCUUUCACUCUGAUCCCUGGGAAAACGGCGACAGUGAACUGCAGACUGCAAAGCAUACCUUUUCAGGAGUUGUCAGCCAUUUUCACCCCCUCCACAAGGACUCUAGGACCGCUGGCGAGCGGCUACUGUCAGGACCCCUUGGGUUGAUUGUUGAUGGACGAUCGAGGUGGCACCCCGACCCUUCAUUCCUCCGUCAAGCAAGCAACUAUCAAACUGUAGAGCCAAACACCAGAAGGGACUUCUUGUGGGAAUCAAGAGGAGAUCAGUGGGGGUUUGUCGGCAGACUAGAUUACAAUUCAGAGCUUGACAGAGUUAUCCAGCAAAACCGGCAUCGCCAACUCUGGGAUUCAUUUUCGAGUCAAACAUUCACAACCAAGUCGGUGCUACAAGGUUUCUCAGCCGACCCACCUGCUCGCACUGCUGGCUCCACUGAUGAAGCCACCGCCGAGUACCACUCUCUGCCAAACAAGCAGUCAAUGAGUGCCUCCUUGGGAGGUUCGUCCCCGGCCCCAACAAGAAGUUCUGAUCAUGCCAAACUCUACGAAGAAGAUGACGCAUCCCGCUUUGAUACCAACAGAUCUUUAGGAGACCAGGCAGUAAAGCCCCAUGGUGGCCCUUUUGACUCUGACGAGGACAUCUACGAGAGCUCGCAUCCUUCGCGCAGCAAAGGGAAGCUUAAAGCUAUUGUAGAGGAAGGAGAUGAAGGCGAGAAGCAUAUACACGAGUCCGACGAAACAGACCCACAUGCCUCGCAAGUAUGGGCAGAAGAAAGAGGGUGCGAUAUCCAACUUGAAAACGAAGAUGCAAAGGGCCUCGUAACUACCUCGGCAUUUGGCGAACUGAGUGACCAUGCGACCAACCACUCAACAUACCCGUACAUGGAAGCCGACGCUCUGCAUAAAGCCCCCAAAGGGCCCAGGAUCUCUGCAGCGAGGCAGCCUCGCAUCACAGACGCUCGGUUCCAACGAUAUGAAUCGUCAGACUUCCGUCCCGGGGCGGUAUUCGAGACCUUCUGGGCUGAGCCUAUGGCAGCCCUGUCACAAUAUACAACGGCAUUCCAGGCAGGAAAGUCGGCACAGGUUUCCACACACCGCUUCAUUAUAGUGGGAAACUUAGACAAUCAUUCGUAUUGCGUUCCUAUCGUCACCUACGGCAGGCAAGGGUGUAAGAAGAAGGGCGUGAAGCCCCACAGACACGGUAUAGCGUAUUCAGGCCAAGUGCCGCCGCAAAUGCUUGAAAACGAGCCAGAACUUGGUCAUCAUCCUGCUCGAGUAUAUCUCAAGCCGGAUAUCCCAGAUUUAUUGCCUGAAUCGAGAGUCGAUUACUCGACACUGUGCACAGUUCUUCACAACGUUGAAGUUCUAUUCAUUGGCUUCGUGCUCAUGGAUGACUUCCUAAACGUUGUGCAGCCGGCCACGUACUGUUGUAUGGUCGAGUCGGUUAAUGAGCGCCAAGCUGAGGAUCCAAUGACGGCACAGAAGAAAUAAGUGUGGCAUUUCCCACCCAGAAGGAAUGGCUCGUGGUGAUCUGGCUCGUACAGGCGGCCUAGCGACCAAGGUGCCUUUUGUCGGGUUUUUCUUUUAUCCUAAUCUCCCUCUAAAGGCUUGGGAUGGAACUUGACUUUUG
This is a messenger RNA of Pyricularia oryzae 70-15, 3118 nucleotides long. RefSeq lists its product as uncharacterized. Bases 1 to 2979 code for a protein of 992 amino acids. The record is from RefSeq and is a predicted model, not a curated record. NCBI's taxonomy places the organism in Eukaryota, Fungi, Ascomycota, Sordariomycetes, Magnaporthales, Pyriculariaceae. The transcript has 7 exons.